GCCGCGCGGAGCCGGGGCGGUGCUGGAGCCCCCCGCCUGCGGUCCGGGCAGCUAUAAAGCGGUGGCGCGGGGCUCGGGCUGACGUUGCAGCAUUUGUCACACCCAGAGCCCGACCAUGGAGCCUCCGCUGCCCACGCCGCCGCUACUGCUGCUGCUGCUGCUGCUGCUGCCCUCCAGUUCCACCGCGCUCCCUGCACCUCCCAGGACCCCAAGACACUCAGACGGGACGUUCACCAGCGAGCUCAGCCGCUUACAGGACAGUGCCAGGCUGCAGCGCCUGCUGCAGGGUCUGGUGGGGAAGCGCAGCGAGCAGGACACAGAAAAUAUCCCAGAGAACAGCCCGGCCCGGUCCAAGCCCUUAGACGACCAGCUCUGCUUGCUGUGGUCGAAUACUCAGGCCCUACAGGAUUGGCUUCUGCCUAGGCUGUCCCUGGAUGGGUCCCUGUCUCUCUGGCUGCCUCCUGGACCAAGGCCUGCUGUCGACCGUUCAGAGUGGACUGAAACAACUAGGCAGCCCAGAUGAGGAAGAAAGGGGGGUCUCCAGGACCCUGGCCACAGUAGGGAUUGGUUGCCCUUGGCAUCAAUAAAGAAGGAAUUUAGACUCUAGUCUUUUAGCUCAU
Molecule: messenger RNA, 620 nt
Organism: Apodemus sylvaticus (European woodmouse)
Lineage: Eukaryota; Metazoa; Chordata; Mammalia; Rodentia; Muridae
Gene: Sct
Product: secretin
Exons: 4
Coding region: 116-523 (135 amino acids)
Biological process (GO): brain development; negative regulation of gastrin-induced gastric acid secretion; positive regulation of somatostatin secretion
Cellular component (GO): extracellular region
Molecular function (GO): hormone activity
Source: RefSeq, a predicted model, not a curated record